AUGAUUCGUCUUGUGGUAAUAUUAGUUCUAUUAACUCUAUCUGAUCUCUCUUUGGCCGCGAAGACCUCCAGCCAGCUCAUCUCACUUCACGAAGAGAACUGGAAGGACAUCAUGACAGGAGAGUGGAUGGUAGAAUUCCACGCUCCUUGGUGUCCAGCGUGCAAAGAUCUGCAAAAGGCGUGGAAUGCAUUUGCUGACUGGUCUAAUGAUCUUAAUAUUAAAGUGGGAGAAGUCGAUGUUACCGUAAAUCCAGGUCUUUCUGGACGUUUCCUGGUUACCGCGCUCCCAACAAUUUAUCAUGUUAAAGACGGCGUCUUUCGGGUUUAUUCCGGUCCUCGGGACAAAAAUGACUUCAUCACUUUUAUUGAAGACAAAAGAUGGCUUAGCAUCGAUGCGGUUCCAGACUACAAGCACCCUAAUAGCAAGCAGAUGGCCGUUGUUGCAGUUUUCUUCAAAUUGUCUAUGGCUGUUCGUGAUCUUCACAAUCACCUUGUCGAAGUCAAAGGAAUACCGUCAUGGGCAUCGUAUUCGUUGUUUGCCGGUGUCACUCUCGCUCUUGGAUGUAUCCUUGGUUUCUUCAUUGUUCUAAUUAUUGACCAAGUUUUUCCCACUGGUUCGAAAAAAGGUGUAGUUCAACCUAAGAAAGAGCCUAAAAAGGAUUCAAACGGAGCCACAAAGAAAGGUAUGUUAGAAAAUAAAGGCAAUUAA
Molecule: messenger RNA, 708 nt
Organism: Angiostrongylus costaricensis
Lineage: Eukaryota; Metazoa; Nematoda; Chromadorea; Rhabditida; Metastrongylidae
Source: the annotation of a GenBank genome assembly